Molecule: messenger RNA, 1763 nt
Organism: Cyprinus carpio (common carp)
Lineage: Eukaryota; Metazoa; Chordata; Actinopteri; Cypriniformes; Cyprinidae
Product: autophagy-related protein 101
Biological process (GO): autophagy; autophagosome assembly
Cellular component (GO): phagophore assembly site
Source: RefSeq, a predicted model, not a curated record
UAUACUUUUCUCUUUGUAUUGUUUGUUUAUGUUAUGCAUACAAUCAUAAUAAAAAAAACGAAUGUUGACAAGUAUAUAACAAAUACAUUAAAUCGCCACUAAUUCAGAAAUUAGCUAGAGAAAAAGAUAAAAAUCCUAGCCAUUAAAUCUCGCUAGCACGAUCAUUUCAGUCCAAUUCUUACUCAGUAAUGAAUCACUGCUGAACUUGUUAAUUUAUCUCGAAAACUAAUGUGAACCAAACCCUGCGAUUACUGAAACGCCGAACUCCACUGUCCCUUAUCCCGCCCUGUACAUCUGACGUGUGUUUACAAAACAAAAGCAAUUCACUGCAAGAAAAAAUAAUGCACGUCGAGAUUUCGUGCCUAAGGUAAAUGUAUUAUAUAAAAGCCCUAGAAGCUUAAAUGGCGUUUGGUUUUCGUAAUUAUAUUUUUAAGUCGGAUUUUAUUGUAACCUGUUUCAGUCAGUCCAAAGUGGCGCAGCUCACCGUUUUUUUGAAGCAGAAUAACUGAAUGUUUAGAUCCGCGUCUCUUUGACACAGUUGAGCUCAGAUCAACAGAUCACUCGAAAGUGUUUUUGUUUUAUUAGCUGUAGAACCUUAUUGUAGAAUAUCAUGAACUGUCGAUCAGAAGUGCUGGAGGUGUCAGUGGAGGGCAGGCAGGUGGACGAGGCCAUGCUGGCCCUCCUGCACACGAUCCUCCUGCACCGCAGCACGGGUAAAUUUCACUACAAGAAAGAGGGCACGUACUCCAUCGGCACCGUGGGAACUCAAGACGUGGACUGCGACUUCAUCGACUUCACAUUCGUGCGAGUGUCUUCUGAUGAGCUGGACAGGGUUAUCAGGAAAGCAGUCGCCGAAUUUAAGGAUGCUCUUGGUAAUUCUGGGAGUGAUGGCAUGGGUCAGAUCUCUUUGGAGUUCUACCAGAAGAAGAAGUCACGCUGGCCCUUUUCAGACGAAUGCAUCCCGUGGGAGGUCUGGAGCAUCAAGGUGAACGUGGUGAACCUGGCCAACGAACAAGAGCGCCAGAUCUGCAGGGAGAAGGUUGGCGAGAAGCUCGGUGAGAAAGUCAUUAACAUCGUGGAGGUCAUUAACCGUCAUGAGUAUCUUCCCAAGAUGCCCACACAGUCGGAGGUGGACAAUGUGUUCGAUACGAGUUUGAAAGACGUCCAGCCGUAUCUGUACAAGAUCACGUACCAGAUCACUGAUUCUCUGGGCACGUCAGUGAGCACUACCAUGAGGAGGCUGAUCAAAGACACACUGGCAUUGUAAAAGACAGUGAAGCAGCUGAAUUCAGGUUUAUGAUGAUCUUGUAAAAAUAGAAAAUGAUUAUAAUGGGAUUUCAAAUAAAUUCACUACACUUUCCUUGUAUAAUAAUGCUGUCCACUAUGUUUGCAUCAGCUAAUUCAAGCAAGUGAAUUAUUCAUAUUUUUCUUGUUGUCAUUGUUUUUUUUUUUUUUUUAAUAAAAUCUAAUUGUGUUCCCUAAAUUAUAUCUUUUUUUUUUUCUUCCAAAUUUGUCUGAAUUUUUGUUACCCUGAUAACUAGGUGCCUUUUCCAUGCAUUCACCUUAAUUCAAAAGCUAAGUAACAAAUGUAAUGUCUAUUCAAUUUAAAAAAUGAGCCUGUUCAAUAAAAAAAAAAACCUUUUUAAUACAUAUUUAUGUGAGAAAACUCCUAUACUGUAUAUAUACUGCAUACUGUUUUUCAUCCCACAGUUAAGAGUUCCUAUUUUACCCAACUUUUAAAAAAAUAAACUAAAUGUAUAAUA